Molecule: messenger RNA, 1611 nt
Organism: Paraglomus occultum
Lineage: Eukaryota; Fungi; Glomeromycota; Glomeromycetes; Paraglomerales; Paraglomeraceae
Source: the annotation of a GenBank genome assembly
AUGUUAACCACCCUGAUCAUAUCAUUCUCCUUUUGGGACGCUCUAAAUAUUCUUUGGUCUGUCGCUCUCAUUUACACGAUCAAAUUCUAUCUCACGUAUUUUACCCGCGAAAAUCCACUGCCUGGUCCACUCCCACUUCCCGUAGUAGGAAAUCUCCUGCAACUAGCCACAGCUGGCGAUACUAGCAGAUGGGCUUUACAAUGUCAAGCUAAAUAUGGCGACAUGUGGGAAGUGUAUGUUGGAAGCAUCAAAUACAUCUGGGUGGCAAGAGCCGAUUUAACCGACAAAAUUAUGGAUGCAUCAAAAACCAGCAACUACUUUAUUCGGACUCCGCCCAACAGUGGGAUAGCCAUGCUAGGAAUCUCAUCAAGUGGCCUGGCAUUUAAUGAAGACAAAGACAAAUGGUUUUUUAAUAGAAAGAUUGUCGUUCAAGCCAUAUCCAGUACAAAGUUCAUAAAACAGAUUACAGAAUGGAUUCAACAUGAGUUUAUCGAAAUGGAGGGAUACAUAAUGGAACUUGGUUUCGACGAAAAGGCUUUUAACUGCGCUAGUUGGGUUCAAAGAUUGGUUACGGAUACAAUAUUUGUUGCAUCAAUGAACAAGUACGCAUGUACUUUGGCUUCGCUGUACAAUUCUCACAAUCCACCGAAACGAGCUCCGUAUACACGAAAAACGGUUGAAGAAUCCGACAAUUUUGUUCACGCCAUGAGAACGUAUUUUAGUUCACUCGACUAUUUCCUGUUCAUGCCUGAAUUUGUUCGUACCAAGAUACCGUUUGGACGUCGACAAACUAAAAUGUACAUGGACAAUUUGCAUUGGUUACGUGAGGUUUUGACGCAAAUUAUUAAAGAAAAGAGAGAGGAAGUUAAGAACGAGCAGUCCGAGUUGAGACCCGAUCUCUUGACAUUGAUGGUUACUGCGAAUACCCCAAGAGAUGUUACACAAAAUAUAAAAACUACUGUCGAGGAACCCUUGACAACUGAGGAAAUUGGGAACUGCUUUAUUGAUUUACUGGUUGCAGGUAUUGACACGACAGCCAAUCUGAUCUGUUACAUACUAUAUUAUGUAAUUAAAAAUCCAGAAGUCAAGAAGCGCCUCCAGCAUGAACUUGACACCAUUUACGGAGCUGAUCCCACUCGUCCAAUAACUUACGAAGAUUUGAAUAAAUUAGUGUAUAUAGAGGCUGUCAUUAAAGAGACUUCUAGAAUACUGCCUGCUACUGCUUUAAACAUUCGAACGGCCGAGAGAGAUGAUACCAUCGGAGGAUAUCCGAUCAAGGGUGGCCAACAAAUAAUAUUAAGCUUUGCUGGAAUUCAAAAUCACCCUAAACAUUGGCCUAAUCCCGAACAAUUCAACCCGGAUCGCUUCCUAGAACCCAACGUCUCUAAAAUCGAGAGACAUUCGCUUCCUAUGUUUGGAGGUGGAUUACGCAUGUGUCCCGGUAAACACAUGGCAAUGACCGAGAUGAAAGUGGUUAUUGCCAUGGUAUUCCGUAAAUAUGAUCCCGAACUGGCCACUGCGGAUACUGAAAUGAAGUUUAAGCGCGCAAUGGUGAAUCAUUGUGCCGAAUUAAUGUUAAAAUUUAAACCUAGGACGAAAACGGUCCACUAG